Molecule: messenger RNA, 831 nt
Organism: Eutrema salsugineum
Lineage: Eukaryota; Viridiplantae; Streptophyta; Magnoliopsida; Brassicales; Brassicaceae
Exons: 2
Coding region: 1-831 (276 amino acids)
Source: RefSeq, a predicted model, not a curated record
AUGGAAGAUGGAGAAGCUUCAAAUAACCUUUCGGAAAAACUACCAAAAAGAGUCCUCGGCAAUGGUUGCUACCCCGUUGGUGCUCGGUUGAACAUAUAUUCAAAGGCCAAUGUAAUUGGCCUCCUUGUCGAGGCGUUAAAGGGUACUGAAGAUCUUGAGAAGCUACUUCAUUCCCAGUUUGGGAAGUUAUUCCAUCUACCUGUUGCAAGAUGUUGCAACAGCGCCAAACUUCCUCUGAGAUAUUCGAUACGGGAGUUCAAGGAAAUCACUGGAUUGAAUUGCAAUCCCGAACCUGAUAGCACAGAAGAAGAAGAAGAAGUCGUCGCAAAAACAGGAAUCUGGAAAGACCUGUUUGGAAGAGCGAAUGCUAUGAACGUGUAUGAUGUGCUUGACAUGCUAAAGGACCCGGAUCUACCCCGAUGGAAACGGCUUCCAUUGGCCCAAAUCGUUCUUGUCGACGGUGUUCUGUUUUGCAAUAGCAAAAAUCUGGCCCUCACCGAGAAAUACGUUGAGAUGUUGACUGACUUGGAUAGGUUCAUGAUGUAUCCAUGGGAGAGGGUAUCCUUUAACAAAACAGUAUCUCGUUUUCAAGCUCCGAAGGCAAUCACGGAUGCCGAGAAAAGGGAGAAUCCUGUAACACGAUUGCGCCGUCAACUUAAACAGAAAACCAGUGCAUGCUAUGGAUUCCCUCUAUCACCACAACUCAUGACCCUCCAAUCUAUACCAAUGUUGGUUUCCAAAAUUCCUCAACCUGAUAACUUGAAGACAUUCCUUGAAGAGGCUAUGAAGUUUGUUGGCCCUAAGGACUUUCGCCGUUCCCUCGCAAUUUGA